Colletotrichum phormii is the source of this 2120-nucleotide messenger RNA. Its product is annotated as FAD dependent oxidoreductase-domain-containing protein. The transcript has a single exon. Bases 152 to 2020 code for a protein of 622 amino acids. The record is from RefSeq and is a predicted model, not a curated record. Gene Ontology annotation, cellular component: cytoplasm. Gene Ontology annotation, molecular function: oxidoreductase activity. Lineage: Eukaryota; Fungi; Ascomycota; Sordariomycetes; Glomerellales; Glomerellaceae.
UGGACACAUGGCUAUGUCGGUUUCAUCCAAUGUCCCGUGACGAACUUGAUCAGUGCUCUCAAGCCAUUUAAAUCCUGGUAGGAUUCCCUGUCAUCGCGUAUUACCGUACCAGAGGAGCUGGCGCAUCAACACCAUCACACGUCGUCGUCGCAUGCUCGACUUCCUCACCCUCUCGUCACUUAUAAAAGAAAAUCAUCUAUACUUCCCCUUUGUAUCUUCAAAGAGGGUAAGGAAAAGAAGGCACAACGCAAAAAUGGGCUCCAUCCUCUCCUCCCUCCGCGGCGCAACAAAAACCGUCACCGCCGUAGCAAAGCUCCUCCUGGACCUGAACAAGACAUACCAAGCCCUCCUUACCCGCGUCAACGCCCCUCCCGGCCUCCCGCACGCGAACCCUUCGAACCCUUAUUGGCUCGACGACCCGCCGUUUCCGGAGCUCGUGGAUGCGCAGUCGGAGAAGCUGCCCGCUGAGGCGGAUGUCGUUAUUAUUGGGAGUGGGAUUACGGGCGCGGCGGUGGCGAGGGGGUUGUUUGCUGCUGCUGCUGCGGGGGAUGUAUCAGAUGAGGAAGGGAGGGAUGGAGAAGGGAAGAAGGGGCCGAGGGUUGUGGUUCUUGAGGCGAGGAGGUUAUGUGCUGGUGCGACGGGGCGGAAUGGAGGACAUGUGAAAGCCAGUCCGCAUGAGUUGUUCACGAAGCUGGCGCGGUAUUUUGGGAAAGAGGGCGCGGCGAGGUUGACGAGGUUUGCGUUGAGGACCGCGGAGGCUGUGUUGGAGGUUGGUGGGGAGGAAGGGAGGGAAGUGGCCGAGUGCAGACGCGUCGAGACGGUGGAUUUCUUCCUCGAUGACAAGGGGUUCGAGGAGGGGAAGAAGGAGGUGGAGGAGUUGAGGCGGUGGGUGCCCGAGGUGGAGAUUGCGGUGCUUGGGAGGGAGGAGACGGAGGCUAGAUUUGGGGUUGAGGGAGGGCAUGUCAGUGGUGGGUUGGUGUAUUCUGCUGGUGCGAUGUGGCCGUAUCGGCUUGUUGCGAAGAUUUGGAAAGAGUUGGUGGAUGAGUUUGCGGGGAGGUUGAGCUUGGAGAUGAAUACGGCUGUUGACGGGGUUGAGGUUGAUGGUGAGGGGGGUGGGAGGCCGUAUGUUGUUAGGACGCCGAGGGGGGUUAUUCGAGCGAGACAUGUUGUUCAUGCUACGAAUGCGCAUGCGGGACAGUUUUUGCCAGGGUUGAGGGGGAAGAUGGCGGGUGUGAAGGCGCAUAUGACGGCUCAGCGCCCCUCGACGACAACAACUUCAUCCGGGCAGGGCACACAACAAGCAGAGGGAGGGGGAGGCUUCCAGUGGCCGGAUAACAGCCGUACGGGAAGCAAAUCAUGGAGCAUCCUCUACGGCAGCGGCGCCUUUGACUACGUCACGCAGCGGCCUAACGGGGACGUGAUGCUCGGCGGCGGGUUCGCGCGGAGCGCGGGUGAGGGCGUGGAUAUGGUUGGCGUGUACGACGAUUCCGGGACGGACGGGAUGACGAUCGCACAUGUUUCUGGGGUUAUGAACGCUGUGUUUGGGGCGAGGUGGAGGGGCGAUGUGGUGAGGGUUUGGAGUGGUGUUUUGGGUGUUACGGGGGAUAUGGCGCCUUUUGUUGGGCGGGUUCCUGCUAGUGCUGCGGGGGUGAAGGGGAAGAAGGAAUCUGUUUCUUCUUCUACCUCUUUGUCUUCUUGGUUUGGAUUGAAGAAGGGGAGGGAGAGUGUCAAGGUGAAGAAGGUUGGGAAGACGGUUGAUGAGCUGGAGGAGGAACACCCGUGGAUGGGGGCUGAGGCGGGACAAUGGGUCAGUGCUGGGUAUUGUGGUGAUGGUAUGGUUUGGGCUUGGCUUUGCGGAACGGCGUUGGGGGUAAUGGUUGCGGGUAAGGAGGAUGCUGUGCUCGAGAAAGGUGUUGGGUUUCCUGGGGGUCGGCUGGGAGAGUGGUUUCCUCACGAGUUGUUGCUUACGGAGGCGAGGUUGAAGAAGGCUGAUCUGAGUAAUUUGGUGGAUGAGAUAUAAUGAACAAAAAUGGCACACCGUUCCAUCGAGGAACAUAAUUAAUCUAGAUGCUCUCUCCUACCUAUCCUAUUGAAUACAAACUGGCCAUUAAGGACCAAAA